GUUUCUUCUCGCCACACUUGAGACUGAACUCCUCCCGCGGGGUUAAUCAUAUUUGCUUAGCGUCAUAGAAUGUUGUGCACUCCAGUCCCAUCCUCUACGUCAAGCGCUUCCGGUGUUAACCAUCUAAGUGUCUCCUAAGGAAUAGAUAAAAAAAGUGGACAACGAGAACAGAAGAAAUUAGGAAAGAAAUUAGUUUUUCCCUGGUUUUCUGUUCCGCGCGUACUGGUUAGGGUAUUUGCAAUUCUCGAUAGCUACUGUUCACGCGAGACUUGAAGACCGACAGUUGAAAAACACGUGUAACGAUAAUUUUCUGUUUGAAGGAAAAGCCACAUCUUAUUGACCAUUUUGGCAUUAACUUGAGAAUUUUUUAAAAACAAAGUUUAAAAAGCAUUGACGAAGACGUUUCUGUUCGUCUUUAUUAUUGUACUUUGGCUGGUUUUGUUGAAUACGUGUACUUAACAUGGAUUUAUUCAUUGGGUACGCAUGCGCCGCCUCUGCCAGCUCACACGACGUCACACCUGUCGGGGCAGGAUAUUGCCUAGUUGCCAUGGUUACAGACAAUUUCCUGUUUCGCGAACGUUCUACACAGAGCGCGCCACGUCAGCAGGCUGAGAACAGGAGAAACCUCAGCGGACAGAAGCACGACAUUGCUGACAGGCCCGCAGAUCCCGGCUCCCCACGAUGCGGCGGCCCAGCUGGCUUCACGCCGCGCUCAUUCUGGCACUCCUGACUGUUCUGGGAACGAGAGCCGUCAACCACCUCAACGGGGCUAAGAUCAAGACCGUUGACGGGAAUGUGAUCUUCAUGGCGGCGCGCCAAGGCGGGGACAUCAAGUUCAAGGACACCCACACCGCCAUAUUUGGUAACCUGACCGUCCAGGAGGUCUUGGACAGGGCUAAGGAGUAUGGGAAGGUUCUGGACGGGAAGCUGGAAGAAGCCAGGAAAAACAAGGAAGAGGUGACGACACUGGCGCAGAAAUUAGACCGUGUGUUGGGCAAGAGCGGGAGGAAUCGGCGUUCAGCUGAGGCAGCACCGCCGCUGGCCGUCGGCCCCACCCGCAGUCAUGACUCCGUCCCGGGGCUGAACCCACCCGCAAGGGCUCCGUCCCGGGCGCUCCCGGACCUGACCCCGCCCGUAAGGCCCGCCCCGCCCCGGGCGCCUCCGAAGCUGACCCCGUCCGUAAGCCCCGCUCCGCCCCGGGGGCUCCCGAAGCUGAACCCACCCGCAAGGCCGGCUCCGCCCCGGGCGCUCCCGGACCUGACCCCGCCCGUAAGGCCCGCUCAGUCCCGGGCGCUCCCGAAGCUAAGCCCGCCCGCAAGGCCCGCUCCGUCCCGGGCGCUCCCGGACCUGACCCCGCCCGCAAGGCCCACUCCGCCCCGGGCGCUCCCGGACCUGACCCCGCCCGCAAGGCCCGCUCCGUCCCGGGCGCCCCCGAAGCUGACCCCGCCCGUAAGGCCCGCUCCGUCCCGGGCGCCCCCGAAGCUGAACCCGCCCGCGGUCCUCACUCCUUCCCGGACGCCCCCGAAGCUGAGCCCGCCCGCAAGGCCCGCUCCGUCCCGGGGGCUCCCGAAGCUGAACCCGGCUCCCCCGAGGUCUACCCGGACUAUCCCCGACCGUACCCCGAGGACUUCCCCGACACCAGCUACCCUGACGAGUAUUACUCAGACCCUCUCCCAGAGCGCGACCAUGACACGUACGGGUACCGUUACGUCCCCGCAGCUGAACCAGAGCCAGAUCAUGACACGUACCGUUACCGUUACAACGAAGACUUCCCUGACUACAUGGGUCCGGCUUAUGACUCCCCACACGACGAUCGCCCCUACGACUAUCGCCCUGACGACUAUCGCCCUGACGACUACCGUCCUGACGACGGUCUCCCUGACGACGACACUGACUUUGAGAACAUGACAGGUCGCUACAGUAACAGGUACCCAG
Branchiostoma floridae (Florida lancelet) is the source of this 1935-nucleotide messenger RNA. RefSeq names its product extensin-like. Bases 682 to 1908 code for a protein of 408 amino acids. NCBI's taxonomy places the organism in Eukaryota, Metazoa, Chordata, Leptocardii, Amphioxiformes, Branchiostomatidae. The transcript is spliced from 7 exons. The record is from RefSeq and is a predicted model, not a curated record.